Molecule: messenger RNA, 3536 nt
Organism: Miniopterus natalensis
Lineage: Eukaryota; Metazoa; Chordata; Mammalia; Chiroptera; Miniopteridae
Source: RefSeq, a predicted model, not a curated record
AAACAUCGACGUGAAAGCAAAACAUUGAUCAGUUACCUCCUGCACUGGACUGAAUGAUGACCAGGUGAUGACGCUCAACCAACUGAGCCAUGCUGGCCAGGGAUUGUUCUUUUUCUUAUUGCUGAAUAGUAUUCCAUUGUAUGGAUAUGCCACAGUUUGUUUAUCUGUUUACCAGCUGAAGGACAUUUGGGUUGUUGCCAACCUGCGGCUACUAGGAAUGAGGCUGCUGGAACAUUCUUGUACAAAUCUUUGGAAACAUGUUUUUCUUUCUCUUCGUGUUCUCAUUAGGAGCAGGAUUGCUAGGUCAUGUGUUGUCAGAAGAUGAUAUCGUAAAAACCCUCAAAUUAUUGGAAGUCAAAAUACUAAAUAAUAAGAUGGAAACUCCACUGUGCCAGCAAAUGACAGAUGUCAUUGUCAGCUACCUGAGGACAAAGAAGCCAACAGGAGAAGUGGAGAAGAUGUGCACUGCAGUACUACUGGCUCUGGGGUCCCAGUCUCCAGGAAUGAUCAUUGUCAAGAUAUGGGACAGACUGCGUGGGUAUAAUCUGCCCCCAAGGAGCCUCCUGGUUGCAGUGGGGAAGCUCAGUCUUUCCCAAGCUAUAGGUUCAGUUUCCUACAUUGGUUCCUUAUGGAAAUAUAUCCUGCGCCUUCUGAGGAUGGCUCAAGAGGAGGAUGACAUGUUGGCGAUUUGUCAAGUGCUCUAUGGAUUGGUCAUCAGUGCCCAAAAGCAUCUGGGCUCUUGGGAUGAUAAAGUGAUGGGCAUCACUCAAAAGGAAGUGUCCAUCAAGGCCUACCACACCUUCCGCAUCCUCUUCAACCGUUGGUCUUUGAAGGACAAGCACAAGGUGACAGAGCAGGUACUGGUGAUAUUUGGCCAUCUCUUCUUCCUUAUGCCACAAUUCAAACUCAAGAACCAAGUGAACCAGUUAACCCGAUGGUUAAUGACGUUGAUGUCUACAAUAGUGACACCUUUCUACAUUACCCAGUGUAUCUGCCAACUUGUGAAUGCUCUGGCUCUCAGCGACUGCGGAGGUUUAAACUUGGAAUCCCAGCUGGAAAACAUUACAGGCAUGCUGUUUGAGCAGCUGAGUAAAAAAGUCAACCAAUCAGAUCCUCACUCUGUAGAGAACAGCAGCCUUGCCCUGAAGGCUAUCUUCAUCCUGGCCAAGUUAUACAAGGAUCAGCUGGUAUACUUAAUACGAAAGACCUUGGAGUCCAAUGAUCCAUCCAAGAUAACAUCAGGCCUUCAGGCAUUCAUAGAUGUGUUCCAGGAAUUGCCUCAGACAGAGAAACUGCAGCGCGAGGUGAUGCAUUCAGCCAUUAUGGUGAUUCAGGAGGACCUCAAACCUGUGCCGAAGGUCCUCUUGCACUUCAUUGAGAUGCUAGGCCAGCAUAACUACUUGGCCCUGCCCCAGGGGAACACCAUCAUCAACUAUAUCAUCAAGCUCAGCGUGUGUGACCCAUCAAAUGAAGAGGAGGACACCCAAAUAAUGUGUUCCAAAAUUCUACAGAUGGUAUCUUUGCCCAAACUGAUCACUUUGGCGUGUGAUCCCAACAACACCAUGGCCUUUGUUCCUCUGUGUAAGGCAGCCACAGAAAUGGCUCUGAAGGCCCGCUCCCUGGGCAAGUUUCCCUACCUCAGCAGCUUUCACUUAAGCUCCACCCAGUUCAUCUCACCUCAGAGACUCCUGACCCAUCUUGUGGUGUUUUCCCAAAAGCCUUAUAGAGAAAACAAGUUUGGUGCAAGCUCUCUAAAGCUUCUACAUGCCCUGCAUCCUAUCACUUCUCUGCACCCCGUUAUCCACUCCAAUGUGGGCCAGCUGUGGACAAAGGCAAUCCCACAGAUGUUGAAGAUACUGGAUGAUCACACUGAGAAGAACCUGAAUCAGGAGGAGUGGGAGGACAGGCUGCUCCAGUUUUUAAGUCAGUCAUUAGUGGCCAUUGAUGAUGACAGCUGGCAGGAGCAGCUCACCAGGGUCAUCUUGGAGAGGAUAAGCUACUUCAAUGAUGACAACUUUGAGAAGGUUUUUCUAUAUAAAUUCUUUGGUUUCUCCCUGCGGACCUCAAGGAAUGAGAAACUGGUGAAGAUGAUGCUCUCCUCCAUCCUCCAAUCUUCCCAUGAGAACCUGCAGGAGAGGGAGGGCAUUGCUGUGGCACUCAGUAUCGUGUCCAUGAAACAUCUGAAGAUAGUCCUGGAACAACUGCAAGUGUAUAGUGCUACACUCACUGACAAGGACUCAUCGUUCAUCCUCAGACUUGCAAAGGAACACCAACAAAGGGAAUGGAUGCUGGUCUGUAACACCAUCUACUUAAGCUAUAGUAAGAUUAUUUUAGAGAGCAAGGGAGCCAUAUUCAUGCAUUUGGAUGCCAUCUUGGCCUUGGUCCUGCAACAUUACCACAACUGCAUUUUGGAAAAGGAUAAGGACCUGAAGCUGAGUUACCUGAAUGCCCUAACCGUACUGACAAAUAUCCUGAGCAGCCAGCAGCACAUGGCCUUCCAAUUCAAGUUCCCCCACAAGCUAGCAAUUGUGACCUACAUGCUGGAGCUAAUCAAGGAGGAGCCAUUGAACUCCAUCUCCAGCCCCAUUAGACAGAAGGCAAUGGACAUCAUCACUAACUUCAGGAUGCUCAGGCCCCUCUUAGAGAUAGAAGAAAGGGUAGAGCUACUCCGAACCUGCUUCAAGAGUGUGCUCUGCCUGCCAUCCAUGGAAACUAUGCAAAAGGAGGCACCCAGUCCCAGGGAGGCCCAGGCCAAUGUGGACCUGUUUAAGGAGACCAUGCAAUCCCUCCGAAGGCUCAUGGAGGCACUUAUUGUUGAGAUGCCCACCAGGAUCCAGAACUGCGUGGAGCUUAUGGACACGUGGCUCAAUUCGCAGAAGGACAGUGAGCGGGAGCGGGCCAUGUGGUGUGCUGCCCGUAUUCUUGGCUUUACUGCAAAAUUGGACGACUUCAAAAUGGAAAUUGAGUUCACCCGGCUGGGGCGCUUGGUAAAGCUGCUGGCCAUGCGCUGCCAGGACCCAGUGGACAACAUCUGCUUCCUGUCUUCCCAGGCUGUCUACAACCUCUACUGUAUCCUCUUGCAGAAAAAGAAGAUGAAGAGGAAAAUAGAGGGCUUGUGGGAAGAAGAGGGCAAGAAUGAAGUUUAUAGUGCCAACUUGUUCUACAACAACACCUUCGAGAUUGCUGAGGCCUUCGCAGAGUACUUCACUAAGUCCCAGCUCACCAGCUUGGUGCUGACGGCCAUGGAGGAACUCACUGGCAGCAGGGCCAAAGUGUCUCUGGCUGCAGCCCAGUUGAUGAGUGCUGUCAUGAAAAAGCGGGGCACAGACAUCAUAAAGGUUGAGGAAAUUGUGGAGGGCACCAUGGAAAGGCUCAAACUGCAGCUGGAGCCCAACACAAAGGAGGAGACCCUCUGGGCCAUGUGCUUGCUGGCAGGCAACAACACCCACAGUGUUGUGCACCUGCUGCUCAACAAGUCCCUCCCUUGGGAUAGGUACCUCUCCCAAGGCCCAGGAGUACACUCUCCAUCCAAGUAA